Messenger RNA from Diaporthe amygdali, 747 nucleotides. RefSeq lists its product as uncharacterized. NCBI's taxonomy places the organism in Eukaryota, Fungi, Ascomycota, Sordariomycetes, Diaporthales, Diaporthaceae. The record is from RefSeq and is a predicted model, not a curated record. The coding region runs from base 1 to 747 and encodes 248 amino acids. The transcript has a single exon.
AUGCCCGCUUACUACGGUGAUGAUGAUACCCGGCCGCGCGCCACUGCGGCCCUCUCUCCAGACUACUACUACUCAGGCGGAGCGCCAGGGCCCUAUGCAACCGGCGCGAUUCCCGUGCCAUCUAAUGCCCGGCUGCAAUAUCAGCCCCAAUCCCCUUUCUAUACGCACCCAGCCCCUAAUGCUUCCGUCCCGAGUCUCCACCGUGAUGCCUCGCCCUACCGUCGCCGUCCCCGGUCGCUCCCGCCUCCUGUGCGACCCAAGAGCCGCCGUGGUGAUCGGGACCUGUCGCCUCCCGGAGCUGACAAAGGCCCGCGCGGUCCUGUACAAGAGGCACGCCACCUGAUCAACCAUACCUUUUCCAAUUCCAACUCCGGCCUGGGCAUGGGCGUCCUCGGCGCACUCGCCGGUGGUCUAAUUGCCCACGAGGCCACCGGGGCCAAGCCGACGUCGCGGAGCCACGGCCGUCGCCGCACCGACCACAAGUCGCCGCUGCUCCCCACCAUUGUUGGCGCCGCUGUCGCUGGCCUGGCCGCAAACGCCUUUGAGAAGAAGAUGGAGGUCGCCAAGGUCAGGAACGCCGAGAAGGAAGCAGCCUGGGAAAGAAAGUGGGGCAGACGCUCCGGUGCAGACGCACGCGACGACCUUGAGGAGGACAGGGGCCGGAGGAGGAGCCGCCGGAGGUCCAGUGGGAUAUACUAUGAUGAUCACGCCUUAGAUGGGGAUUUCUAUCGGCGGCCUGCACGAUGA